ACUGAAGUUGAGUGGACUCGCUCGCAAAGCCAAUUUGAGUAUCGUUUUGUCGACGUUCGGAUUGUCGGACGCAGCCGUUUCGUUGUUUCGUUCUAGUUGCUCUAUUCGUUUUAGAGUGCGUGUUUCGACAUAGCGGUAUUGUAUUUGCUUCCUAGCUGGCGCUAAACGCUUCAAUUAGAUAUAAUUGUCGAAAGAAAAAUUAAAUAAAGAAAAAUAGGCCGGCUUGUGGCAAAGUCCGAAAUUUAUUUUAAAAUUAUAUAUUUCUUGUUAUAUUUAGUGCAAUUUUGUGCGAAAUUCUGACAGCAUCGUUUGAUAAUAAAAAGGCAGUCAAUAAUAAAAAUCAACUAUAGUUCCGCGCAAAUAUUUCAAAAAAAUAAUAAUUACAGCGGACGACAACAGCGGUAGCUAAUGCGACAGAAAAAGUGAAAAAUUGGAUGUGUUUUUAGUGUAUGUGUGAAAAUUUCAAGUUGAAAAAAUUUCAAUAGGAAAAGUAUAAAAAAAAAAAAACAUUUUUUUUUUAUUUUCUGGCAAAGAUCGGGUUGAGUUUGAGAGCAGAACGAAAAGAAAAUUAUUUUUAAGAAAGGUUAAAAAGAGGACUACAAAGGCAGCCAGCGCACGGACUUGUGACAGGAGAAAAAGGUUUGAAAGAGAAGGCAAUCGCGGAUAAAAUCACGCAAUAAAAGAUAUUAAAUAAUUUGGCUUUUUGGUGAUUGAAAAAAAAAAUAGUAUUAACGUAAUACUAUAUAUAAUUCAUGGUUGAUUGUUAAUAGCACAUUUUCAUUCAUUUAUGGAGGGAAAAUUAAGAUAAAAUCGGGAACAAUCUAAAUUUUUGUGUAACAGACAACCAUUGAAAAAUAUAUACAGAAACGGAUAUUUAAAAUACAUAUAAAAUAUAUAAAAACGUAUAUAUAGCAGCCAUAAAUAAAAGUAAAAACAACUAACAAAUAUGACUGAAGUUGAACAGCAGCCACCGCCACAGAAUGGCAUAGACCUUUCCGCUGUCGAAGAGGAUGAUAGCAGUAAAGCACGUCCAGCCGAUAUUGAGCAGGAUAUGCGCGAAAUGGAGCGUCGCAAACGUGUUGAGGCCAUUAUGGGUUCGAAACUUUUUCGCGAGGAAUUGGAACGCAUCGUGGAUUCGGCACGUGAUGGUGGCGGUAUACUGCAACAGUUAUCCGACAUAAUGGGCGUACCGACAUCGACGCGUGUCGGUAAUGUCUUCAAGGCUACUAAUUGUAUGCUGCCAAUUAAUGAUAUACGCGGCGUUGAAUCGAUGGGUUAUGCCAAGGGUGAAAAGAUUUUGCGUUGUAAAUUGGCUGCCACAUUCCGUUUGUUGGAUCUGUAUGGUUGGACGCAAGGGCUGGGCGCACAGAUCACCGCCCGUCUCAAAGUCGACCAGGAGAAUUUCUUGGUGAAUCCCUAUGGAAUGAUGUAUCAUGAGAUAACGGCGUCAUCACUGAACAAGGUUGAUAUGCAGGGCCAGGUUGUGGAACAGGGCACCACUAAUUUCGGAGUGAAUAAGAAUCACUUUGCCUUACACUCAGUGGUGCAUGCUGCGCGCCCAGAUAUCCGUUGCGCGAUCUAUAUUGGGUGCACACCCGUCGUUGCUGUCUCUUCGUUGAAGGUUGGUCUACUGCCAUUGACUCGUGAUGCUUGUGUUUUGGGCGAAGUGACCACACACUCGUAUACAGGCACACAAAUGGAUGCCGAUGAACGUGAUCGCUUAGUGCGCGCACUCGGUCCCAACUCCAAAGUAUUGAUACUCAGUAAUUAUGGUGCAUUGUGUUGUGGUGAAACCAUCGAGGAGGCAUUCUUUGCUGCCAGUCAUAUUGUGAAAGCCUGUGAAACACAAUUACAACUACUGCCAGUCGGCGUGGAUAAUUUGGUAUUGAUACCGGAAGAAUCACGCAAAGCUAUUUAUGCUGAAGCGCGCCGCCCACCUGAGGAUUUGGAGAAGAAAUUCGCUGCCGCUGUGGCAACAGUCGAGGCCAAUGCUGCCGAGGUCGCUGCAGCCACUACCGAAGCUGGUGGUGUUGCUGUUGCCGCAAAGUCCACCACAGGUGCACCUAAGUGGCGCGUCGGUGGUGCUGAAUUUGAGGCACUCAUGCGUAUGUUGGAUAAUGCCGGUUAUCGCACCGGUUACAUUUAUCGCCAUCCGUUGAUCAAGUCGGAUCCUCCGAAGCCGAAAAAUGAUGUUGAGCUGCCACCAGCUGUUAGCUCGCUGGGUUAUCUACUCGAAGAAGAGGAACUCUUGAAGCAGGGCAUCUGGAAGAAGGGUGACUUACGCAAGGGUGGUGAUCGCAGCCGAUGGCUUAACUCGCCAAAUGUCUACCAGAAGGUUGAGGUACUGGAAACUGGCACACCCGAUCCCAAGAAGAUUACAAAGUGGGUAGCCGAAGGUUCACCAACACACUCGACACCGGUACGCAUCGAAGAUCCCUUGCAAUUUGUGCCAGCGGGAACAAAUCCAAAAGAGUUCAGACGCUUGCAACAACAAAUCAAAGACAAUCGUCGGGCUGAUAAAAUAUCCGCCGGUCCACAAUCACACAUCCUCGAGGGUGUUACAUGGGAUGAGGCCAAUCGUAUUAAGGAUGCGACCGUUUCAUCGGCCGGUGAUCAUGUUGUGUUAAUGGGCGCAGCCUCUAAGGGUAUCAUACAACGUGGCUAUCAACAUAAUGCAGCUGUUUAUAAGGCACCAUAUGCUAAAAAUCCAUUCGAUAAUGUCACCGAUGAUGAGUUAAACGAAUACAAACGCACGGUGGAGCGUAAGAAGAAGAGCAUUCAUGGUGAAUAUACCGAUACUGAUUUCUCCGAAUCGGAGCCACUGAGUUCGAUGCCAAUCUCAGCACCACCACAGACGAAACAAAUAACAAUCGCAACUGCCGCAGUUAGUCAAUCAGAGCCAGAAGAUGUUUCAGAACACCAAGUGAUGAGAAUAGAAACCCAACAGGCGCCAAUUCCAAGCCAAGCCGAAGUAGUAUUGAGCGAUGCCAUAGAAACCGCCGAUAAUUUUGCUGAAGCAGAGGGAUAUGCAAAGCUUGAGCAAUAUGAAACGUACAUCGAAAUUGCGAAUGCAUGCAAAAAUUUGGCUAUAAACAACAACAACAACGUUAACAUUAAUAGCAACAGAAAUAACAACAACAACAAUAAAUUUCGUACGCAUGUGAAUGCGAAUGAUGAUUUAAAUGCGACUAAUAUGAAUGUUAGCAUAGUUGAGUCGACCGCACAGCGAAUCUAUCAAGCCAACAAAGAGAAUAUCUUUUGCGGCAAUAACAAUAAGAGCAACAGCAACUUCAAGCGCAAUCCGGCGCUAAUAGCCGAACUCAAGAAAGACACGUUAUUUCAGCGACAAAAGCACAAAUUACAACCGCAAGAUUAUGAAUUGUUAGAGUGUACAAAUAGGCAGGUCCAAAAUAGUAGCCACAUGCCAACAAAGAGUAGUGACAUUGAAAAGCAUUUAGGGGGCCGCGUUGGUGACAGUGGUGGCAAGACAGUUGCUACACAAUGUCAUGAGUUUCUGGGGGGUGAUAUGCAACAACAUGUGCAAGUAGAGUCGAUAGGGUUUCGUCCUAUACAACCAGCUGAGCCGCGUCCUAACGCAGCCGAGACCAUAGCUCAGCAACCGCAGUUUUGUUACAUAGAUUCCAAUAAUAAUAACAGUAACAAUCCCGGCGUUGGUGCUGGUUGUGCGCAUACACAUCACCAUUGUGUACACCAACACCAACGCCAUCAGCACACGUCGCCUACCGUCGGUAUCGUUACUUUGCCGAAUUUCGAACAGACGUUCGGUCAUUUGUUGGGACGUCCAACGACAGAUUUGUGUGCGGUGUACUAUGACAACUACGCGCCCGUCUACGAGCAAGUCUAUGAGAAAGCCAAUACCGUGUCAGUGGUCACCACCACAACCGAUACAGAUGAAGCAGAGAACCCGUAUAAGAAGUCACAAGCUUGUUGCACGCCAGCUGUUUGCGAUAGCAUUUUUGAGUCGUUGAGCCGUCCGUCAGCGAACGACAAUAAUCUCAUCUUUAACAUACCGUUCACUACCGAAUCGCCAGAUACGACUAGCACAUCGGCAAACACGCCACGUAAAACUCGCUUCGAUAUGCCUCAAAAACACGCCACUGCUGAUGGUAGCGGUGGUAAAAACCAGGCGCAAGCUCAAGCUACAACCAGUCCUUAUCGCACAUUGUCGCACUUUGGCUUCAAUUCACCGCAACGCGACCCGCAGCCCGAUCACAAGCAUAUACCCUGUGCCAAAGAGCAAAAGAAAUAUGUGCCGUUGCGGAAAUCAAUCUCUUACGAGGAGAUCUUUUCAUCGCCGCGUUACGUCGAUCUCUGCGAGUACUGCUUUGAGAAAGUCGUACGCCUAAAGCCGGAGGUGGCACAGCAAACACAAGUACGUAUGCGUAAUUUAUGCGACUAUAAUGGCACGGGUGGUGGUAUAACUGGACGUGUGCACGGCGGGACUUGUCCAGGUAUUAUGUAUCAGUCCGGCUCGGAUGGUAUGGCGUACGAUUAUGUAGAGUAUGCCAGCUCAGACACCACUGAGGAAACGUUGCCGCCAUUCUCCUCACAACUCGAACCAGUACUGGAGGUGGUGGAGGAAGUUGAGCCGGACAGCAAUGAAGAUGUACAUGCCACUAUGAAAGCUUUACCGCCUCCAACGUAUACACAAACUCUUAAUCGUACAUCGUCCAACUCUAGUUUCAUUGAGAAGAUUAUGCGUCUAAACUAUUCUGAGGAGUCGGCGGAUUGGAGUUUCGCACACACUCCGCACAAAGUGGCCAGUAGCACUAAUCUCACAUUGGAGCUGGAUCGCGCCAUUAUGGAAGAUAGUCAAAAGCAGCAGACCCAACGAUUGGGUAGAGAUUGCCCUUUGGAGGCGAAACACAACAAUUCCGCCCGUGAAUCCGAAGUUGAAAUGGGGAAUGUGGAGAACGCCCUAACACCUUAUGUAAAUAUAGAAGAAGCGUCAGAUUCACAAAACUCGAAUUCAGCAGAUCGUCGUAGCAUAUCCGUUACGGAAAUUUGGGAGUUUAUGCAAUGGCCCGAGGAAGAUAGCACAUCAAAGGCGGGAGGUUCAGAUCAGUGUACCGAAUCCACUACAAACCAAAAUCCAAAUAACGGAGCAAUUUGUUUAUACUAUGAAAAUGCACGCGAUCAUAUGGCACACGAAAAUGCAUCAGACGCUAAGACAAAUCAACUUACUGACACCACUCCACAAAACUCUGAUCAUAACGAUCAACGCUAUGUCUCCGGUACAACUUCUGAUAACUCGGAAAAUCAGGAGCGACGCCGUUCAUUGAUGACGCGCGAGGAACGCACUCGCCGUAAGCUCAUCUUUCAGGAACUCUGGGAAGAUCAUAUAUUCUUUCUUGAUGGUAAGGAGUUGAAUUCAUUGAGCGAUACUGAGUCGGCCAUUGAUGGACAACAACAAGAGCGAGGCGUUGCUAGUGCAAAUACAAUUGAGGAUGCGACUGCAAACGAUGACAUUGUUGAUGGCAAUAUUGAGACAGGAAAAGUGGCUGCGACCGCGCAAACAGAAGAAGAGAACAGAAAAUACGACUUUGUAGGGGGUUUGACACAGCCUACAACGCGGCUCCUCGAUGCAGAAGUGUUUAAUAGCCGUAGCGUGAUUCUAAAGAAUUCUUCAAGCGGUACUGCCAUGCUUAUGAGUGAUGAUGAUGAGAAUUUAAAUAAGAUUGCGAAAUCCGAGACGCUAAUGAAACUUCAGAAAACUGAAGUCAGGCGAUUUUCAAUACACGACCUGGCACACGCACGUAAAGAGUACGAAACAUCAGCAAAUCAGGCAGCUUUAAUGCUGACAAUGGAGCCAUUUGAGGGUAAAACGCAAAUUGUGUUUGAAAAUUCAACCAAUCAACUUGACGAUUCGAGUUCAACGACAGCUGAGAGGCUGCCCUCGCCGCAAACUUCAAAUGUUACCAUAACAACUGAGACAAUACAUUGCUUUGAAGCAUCCGGACCCAUCGAAGCGACUACAGCAGGCCCAGAAGUAUAUGAGAAUAGCACAUUCGUAACACACGCUGCAAGCAAGACUUUAGGAAAUACAAACACCAAAAAUAUGCAGUCCAUUGAAAAUAAAUCUGCGGAGGCUUCACAAAGCAAGCGUAUAUCGCCUAACGCAGUCCAUAGAGGAACCUCUCAACGGUCCUCGACACCGACGCCGCUCUUAAGUAAACCCAAGUGCCGAAGACUGUCAGCCCCACAGCCACAAACCGUCUUAUUUGAAGCUGAUCUGAAUAUGCCAAAGGCGUUCGCUGUCGUCGAGAGACGGAGCAGAUCCGGCAGUAACGGCGAACAAUCAGUCGAUACAUACAAUAUCAGUACUUCACAGCAGGAUUUGUUUUUUCGUGAAGAUCAGUUGGACGAGAUUGCUGUUGACACUGCUGUUAGUCGAAUGCAUAGGAAAAUUGAUGAAGCUAGGACCGCUUUAGUUGAGGAGAAUGUAGAAAAAGACAAAGUAAAGCAGAAUAUUUUUGCCUGUACUGCGAAAAAAAACAACGAAAGCACUUCAGAGCUGGAAGUAGCUAAAAUCUUGAUUAAUGAGCUCAGAGCACCAACUAUGGAGCGCGCAAAAGCCGGUAUGGCAUUACCAACCGAUGACCAAAAAAACAAGUCGGAUCACAAUGCCCAUACCACAAGAAACUUACCGGAUGUUACGCGUGUCGCACGACUAACCGCCGAAGCAUUGAACGAGGCGUCAAGUAAAGUAUAUACUGCACCCAGAACAACAAAACGUCCACGAAAAAAGACUAAUGUGCUAAGCAAAACGUCGAGCAACGAAGCUUCGACCUCCAUACAAGCGGCAGCACAACGUACAGCAAAAGAGUUAAAGUCAAUGUGUGAAUCAAAGUUCGAAGAGUACGCGCUCUUCAAGCAAAACAUACACUCCCCAACUUCACCAACACUCAAAGCCGAUUGCGAGACCGAAGAUUAUAUACGAUUAAUUGAUAAGGAUGAUAUGGAGUUCGGAGAACUUUUGGAAUCCGACGAACAUGAGGAUCUCACUAAAUUGGACGAAGAGUUCGAAGAGCUGCUGUUGAACGUCGAAAAUUUACAGUUGCAAACACAAACACGCACGCGGCAACGUGGCGGAGAAGCUGAUUAUGCAAUCAAUGAUAUUUACAAAGACGACAUAUACGAGACAGAUAGCCAUUUCAAUGCAAUGGAACGUACAAUAUUGCGAAAAAUUGAAGAAAAUCAACUAAAAGAGAGCGAGGAGAUCUUCGAUAAAAUUGAAACGACUAUUCGCAAUAAAAUGACGCCAGCACAGAUCGAGCAGUUGGUUAGAGAACAAUCGUUAAAUAUAACCGAACAAGGUGCUGACGAGUCGCACAGUUCCCAUAGUACAUUCAUGGCUUCUACCUCAGAUUCGAAAUUUUUAUCUGCACACACUACCUUGGGAGAGUCGGGUGGCGAUAGCAUACUGCAAAAGCAUGAAUUGAUUGAAGUGGCUGAGGAAGAACGCGAUGAUGCUUCAUACCGCACAAGUUCUAGAAAUGCUGAUAAGGAGGAUGCUCAUAACUGCCGUCGUCAAGCGAGCAGCGUUGGCACAUGUGCAUUGAGAAUGCACUCCUCCGCUCAAAAUUUGAGACGUUCACGCUCACUAACACCGUCUACAGGAAAUUGCGAACUAUCGCCUCCGCCGCCGAAACUUAACAAGACAACAACACCGCCACAAGAGGAGCGUAGGUCGUUAAGUGCGCGUGACGAUUUGGGCGGCUGUAAACAUAAGACUGGGGCACGCACCUCAAGCAGAUGGCCACGUGCCAGCAGUUCCACGCCAGAGAUAAAGUCCUCAAAACGUAAUUUCAUACUAGAAAACAUACGCAAUGCAUCCAAACCGCGACACGGCAACAGCAGCAACGACAGCGGUAGCGACAUUCGAGGCAGUUGCGUUAAACGCCUGCAGGGCAAUGCACAGGCUAUAUUUUGUAAGAAUCCCUUCGGACCACUAAACGCAAAGAGCAAUAGCGGAAAAGUGCUCUUUAGCAGCAUGUCCAAUAGCAGUUUGACCAGCUCCACGACAUCCUCUAGCCGUACGGUGGUGAAAAGUAGCAGCCAGACCAGCAAACAGUUAAGUCCACGCAAUUCCUCAACUGGCGUUUAUACAUUCCAAUCGAAGUUGGUGCGCGGUUCGCCACGUUUCUGGGUGAGUCUUACACAACCCAGCGUUAAGAAGUUGCAGACACAAAAGCGACGUAGACGCUCACAGCAUCGCACGUUUUUUGUGGGCCGAAAUGAUUCCACAGGCAGUUUGCCCAACCACGCUGAAUCGCGUGACAAUGCGCAGGAGAGUUGGGAAGAGGAGUAUGAGUUAGAAGCAUGUGCUGCGGAAACUGUCUGUAAUGAAGUUGCCGGGUCACAGAAAGACACAACGGAUGUCGCGAAAGAUACCGUUAUGUGUGCAAUGGGCACCGCAAGCGCGCAAGAAGUGGCUCAAGCAGUCGCUAACGAUGGCACUGAAUCGUCCGUUGCCGGUGCUGAUGGUGUUCAGCACGAACUCGAAGCCCUCGGUGAACAAAUACAGAAAUUGCAACCGCGUCUCGACAAAUACAAACGUAACAUGCGUGAUUUCGGUGAUCAUGUGGACAAGUGUACGCGUCAUAUGGACGAUUGCAUUGCGGUGCAGGGUGAUAUUGUCGAAGGGCAACGCCAAUUGCGCGAACAAAUGUCGCUGCAACAAUAUGCGGAGCAUGUAAUGUGCCAAGUGCACACUUACUCCAUCUCGGAGACGGAGGAUUAGUGUGUUUGACUGAUAGGGGUUGAGGUUGUAGGGGCGGGUAUGGGACAACAGUUAUACAUUUUUUAUGUAGGCGGUUUUUACGCAUCACUUUUAUAGUUUCAUAUAUAUUUUUUUUGCAUUUUUUUAUCUUUUUAUAAUUUGCAAAAUUUGAGAAUUUAAAUGAAGUAACAAGCAGGUUUAUUUAAAUUUUCAAAUUUUUUAAUUGGGAAAAUGUAAACAAAUGACAAAAAAUACGAAAAAGAAAUAAUUCUGAUUGAUUGAGACAUUUGAAGAAUAAUUUAGCAAAAUUAACAAACUUUAAUUUAUU
Messenger RNA from Bactrocera dorsalis (oriental fruit fly), 9071 nucleotides. It is a transcript of the gene hts, whose product is annotated as protein hu-li tai shao. The transcript is spliced from 11 exons. The record is from RefSeq and is a predicted model, not a curated record. Gene Ontology annotation, molecular function: actin filament binding. NCBI's taxonomy places the organism in Eukaryota, Metazoa, Arthropoda, Insecta, Diptera, Tephritidae. Bases 947 to 8764 code for a protein of 2605 amino acids. Gene Ontology annotation, cellular component: postsynaptic density; cytoskeleton; plasma membrane.